Molecule: messenger RNA, 732 nt
Organism: Ascochyta rabiei
Lineage: Eukaryota; Fungi; Ascomycota; Dothideomycetes; Pleosporales; Didymellaceae
Exons: 1
Coding region: 1-732 (243 amino acids)
Biological process (GO): transmembrane transport
Molecular function (GO): transmembrane transporter activity
Source: RefSeq, a predicted model, not a curated record
AUGAUCUUUACCUUCCUCAACUACGGGUCCGUCAUGGCCAUCGCGUACUACCUGGCAAUUUGGUUCCAGGCUGCCAAGGGCGAGACAGCUACACAUGCUGGAAUCAACACGAUUCCAAUGGUUAUAGCCAUGGUCCUAUCGAGCAUUCUGUCCGCCAAGAUCACGCAGUUCAUAGGUUACUAUAUCCCCAGUCUAAUUGCCUGUCCACUCCUCAGCGCUGUUGGAGCAGGCAUGCUUUCGACCAUGACGCGAUACUCGGACCACAGCUACUGGAUUGGGUAUCAAGUCCUGUUCGGUUUCGGUCUCGGGUACGGCGCACAGCAGACGAGUCUCGCAAGCCAUAGUGUUUUGCCAAAGAAGGAUGUGCCGCUAGGACUGGCGCUGGGCUUCCUCAAGCAGCAGCUCGGCGGCGCAGUGUUCCUUUCAGUCUGCCAAAACACAUUUGCGACAAAGUUGAUAGACCGUCUCUCUGGCGUCGCCGGUCUGGACGCGCAGAAAUUUGUCGAUACCGGUGCAACAGACAUUUGGGCAAUGGUCCCAAGCGAGGAAAUGGAUAGGGUUGUGGAAGCCUACAAUUUCGCCAUUACACGUGUCCUUCUCCUGGCUGCUAUCCCCAGCGCGUGUACCAUUGCGGGUGUGGCUAUGAUGGAAUAUAAGGGUAUUAAGGGCAUGAAGGGAGCAAAGUCGGCAGACGAUGAAGCAAAGAGCGUCGAUAAGACAGAGAAGGUUUAG